GCCUUUGGGUGAGAAAUUAUCUGAUGGGCAGUGCCUGGCUGCAGCUGGUCUGUGAGCAGAGAUACUUCAGGUGGUGGUACAAGAAGACCCGCAUAGAGAAGAAAUCUGCCUUCAUUGACCUCUUGUGUGCCGUUCCUCUGCAGCAGAUCUACGGGUGCCCGCUGGGCGGGAUCGGGGGAGGCACCAUCACCCGUGGCUGGCGGGGCGAGUUCUGCCGCUGGCAGCUGAACCCUGGUAUUUAUCACUAUGAAACGGUCAUCGCUGACCAGUUCACGGUGUGCCUGCGUUGCAAGGGGCAGACAGUUUACCAGCAGGUCCUGUCUGUGGAGAGACCUAGCACUCUGCAGGGCUGGAACUGGGGCUACUGUGGCCACUAUGCCUUCUACCAUGCCCUGUACCCCCGUGCCUGGAUGGUCUACGAGCUCCCAGGGCAAAACGUAGUGCUCACUUGCCGCCAGGUCUCUCCCGUCAUCCCCCAUGACUACAAGGACUCCAGCCUGCCGGUGGGAGUGUUCAUCUGGGAGGUGGAGAAUGGGAGGGAUGAGGAUGUGGACGUCUCCAUCAUGUUCAGCCUGCAGAAUGGCACGGGAACGAAGGAGGACAGGAGCGGAGGGCAUUGGAAUGAGCCCUUCGCCUUCGAGAAGGACGGCGAGCGGGUUGCUGGAGUCCUGCUGCACCACUGCACACGCGUGAACCCCUUCACUCUCGCCAUCUCUGCCCGGGAGAAG
This is a messenger RNA of Fulmarus glacialis (Northern fulmar), 728 nucleotides long. Its product is annotated as non-lysosomal glucosylceramidase-like. The record is from RefSeq and is a predicted model, not a curated record. Gene Ontology annotation, biological process: central nervous system development. NCBI's taxonomy places the organism in Eukaryota, Metazoa, Chordata, Aves, Procellariiformes, Procellariidae. The annotation marks the transcript as partial. The transcript is spliced from 5 exons. Gene Ontology annotation, molecular function: beta-glucosidase activity.